Messenger RNA from Penaeus monodon (black tiger shrimp), 589 nucleotides. RefSeq names its product ethanolamine-phosphate phospho-lyase-like. NCBI's taxonomy places the organism in Eukaryota, Metazoa, Arthropoda, Malacostraca, Decapoda, Penaeidae. Gene Ontology annotation, molecular function: transaminase activity; pyridoxal phosphate binding. The record is from RefSeq and is a predicted model, not a curated record. Gene Ontology annotation, cellular component: mitochondrion.
CGCCCAGCCGCCCUUCCGCGAGAGCCAGGUCUCGCGUGCGGAUUCAAGCCCGGCCCCGCGAACGCAAUGUUGUUCUGGCCAGGCCUUCCGCCGCAACUAAGUUGAAAGUAAAAGUGUCUGGAGCGCUGGCGAGCACUUUCCUAGUAUGAGCAGCUUUAUGAUUUGGGACAGACAAGCAAGAUAGCUGAAUGAGUAGAAGGCAUCAAAGAUGGAUGGAAGAAAUCCUUGGUGGUGGAAGUGGAGGUAUACUUCACUUCGAGACGACGCCCCUGAAGAUUGUUCGUGCUGAAAAGCAGUUUAUGACAGAUAAUUUUGGUAUUCAGUACCUUGAUUGUGUUUCCAAUGUUGCACAUGUUGGACACUGCCAUCCUCAUGUUGUGGCAGCUGGCAAAAAUCAGAUGGCAACAUUGGUAUCAGCCCAAGGUUUUAUGAAUGAUGCCCUUACCAAAUAUGUGAAACAAUUGGUGAACAAACUACCAGAUGUUCUUAGCAUCUGCUACCUUGUUAAUUCUGGAUCUGAAGCUAAUGAUCUAGCAUUGAGAUUAGCACGUGCUUAUACCAAUAGGAAAGAUGUAGUUGUUUUUGAUGA